Messenger RNA from Paralichthys olivaceus (Japanese flounder), 3186 nucleotides. RefSeq names its product adenosine deaminase 2a (gene ada2a). NCBI's taxonomy places the organism in Eukaryota, Metazoa, Chordata, Actinopteri, Pleuronectiformes, Paralichthyidae. Gene Ontology annotation, molecular function: adenosine deaminase activity. Gene Ontology annotation, biological process: inosine biosynthetic process; adenosine catabolic process. The record is from RefSeq and is a predicted model, not a curated record.
GUUCGACCAAUCACAGAGCAGGAGGCGGGACUUAGAUGCAAAACAGCGGAAGCAGAGAAAUCACGGGGACGCGAAGAAACAAACGAGUAAACACGAUCUGAGUUCUCUGCUGUCUGUCCGCGGCUGGCUGCGGGGUUUCCGUCACUUUCACGCAAUAAAGUUACGUUUCCGACCAAAACACGUGUUUCCCGGCGGACUCCGUCGUGUUAGCGUCGAUUCUUCUUAUUGUGCUUUUAAAAUACAGAGUUUCACAUUCACCUGCAGCGGAAACCAGAGUUUCCAGACCAUGGCAUUCGAGCUACAGCGCCCCCACGUGGCUGUGGCCUGCCUCCUCGUCAUGCACUACCUGGCCGGGGUCCUCUCCAUCCCGGACCCCAGAAAGCGGGAGGCCCUCAUCCAGCAGGAGGCCUCUAUGCAGACGGGUGGGCAGGUGGUGCUGAGCGAUGCUGAGCAGCGUCUUGAUUCGCUGCUGUUCAAGAUGAAGCAGAGGGAGGUUCUGGGAGCAGAGUUCCCCCCCGCCCUGCACUUCUUCAAGGCCCGAGACCUCAUCAGGACCAGUCCCAUCUUCAGCCUACUGCAGAAGAUGCCUAAAGGGGGCGCUCUGCACGUCCAUGACUUCUCCAUGACUGAUCCAGAGUGGCUGGUAAAGAACGCAACCUAUCGGCCCCACUGCUACAUGUGCUUCACCGACAAACACUCCAUCAGGUUCAUCUUCUCGCCCCAAUGGCCCGAACCUCUGCCGCGCUGCUCCGACUGGAACCUGCUGGAAAACCUCAGGGCCAAGACCAUCAACACCACAGAGCUGGACGACAGCAUCCUGCGUAACCUGACGAUCUUCACGGAUCAGGAUCCAGAAACUGCUUACCCCAGUCAGGACGUGGUAUGGGACGUGUUUGAACAGAGCUUCUAUGCACUGUGGGGUCUGGUCACGUACGCUCCCGUGUUCAGAGACUAUUACUACCAAGGCCUGACUGAGUUCUACAUGGACAACGUCAUGUAUUUGGAACUACGGGCAUUACUCCCAGAGAUAUACGAACUGGACGGCAGCACUCACGACGCAGCCUGGACUCUGAAGACCUACCAGGACGUCACCAGACAGUUCACAGACGACCACCCAGACUUCUAUGGAGCGAGAAUCAUCUUCACAAUCCACAGGGGAGUGAAUAUCUCCAGGAUGAACGGAGUCGUGGAGACGGCCAUGAAGCUACAGAAAGACUUCCCAGACAUCAUGGCUGGUUUUGACCUGGUGGGCCGCGAGGACCUGGGCAGACCGCUGUGGUACUUCAGAGAGGCCUUAUCACUGCCGACAGACAGGGGGGUCACGCUUCCUUUCUUUUUCCACGCUGGAGAGACGGACCUCGAGGGCACGGAGGUCGACCAGAACCUGUUGGAUGCUCUUUUGUUUAACACCUCACGCAUUGGCCAUGGUUUUGCUCUGCCACGCCAUCCAGUGGCCAAAGAGAUAUCCAGGAACAGAGGAGUGGCUGUGGAAGUUUGCCCCAUCUCCAACCAGGUGAUGAUGUUGGUGAAAGAUUUGCGAAACCAUCCAGCAGCUGCUCUGAUGUCAGAGAACCACCCGGUGGUCAUCAGUUCUGACGACCCCGGCAUGUUCGGUGCCUCCGGCCUCUCGUACGACUUCUACGAAGCUUUUGUGGGCUUCGGUGGGCUGAGGUCCCACUUAGGUUCCCUCAAACAGCUGGCAAUAAACUCUAUUAGGUACAGUUCUUUGACUCCAAAUCAACAGGAGAAAGCUCUGGAUCUGUGGCAGAGGAAAUGGGAUAAGUUUGUCUCGGAAAAUUCCUUUUGAUAAGAGAAAACCUUUUUAAGCUUUUUUUAUUGUCAAAUUAUUUCAGGCAUCCUUUGAGAAAGGAAAAUGCCUUUUAGCUCAGGUUAUAAAUGGUCUGUGAACUGUGCCGGUUUGUGUUUGGAACAAAUGUGAAACAUUUUAACACUUUACAGUUGGAAAAGCAUAAAUAAUAUGAAAUAAUAGUUAAAUCAAUCAAGAUUUAAGACAGGGCGUCGAGGGCGAUAACUUCUACUACAUAAAUGAAAUUGCUUUAAUCAGAGGGAAUCUUGUUGUUUUGGGUUUAAUUCAGAAUUUAAUUCAACACUUUUGUCUUUGCACUUUAAGAUUCAUGUUUCUGGUCAAAUUGCUGAAUACUGUUUGAUUUGUCUUUGUGGUUUGCUUCUGCUUUGUAAUGUCGAGUUCACGCUACACGAGACAAAGCCCAAUUCUUCAUUUGCAGACAAAAGCUCCUGGUUGCAGCUAAACAGACGUUGGAUCAGCAGUUGUGUAGUGUGAACCUAGAAUACGAGUGUACUAGGUAGUUUAUUGAAAUGGGUGUUAAAUCCUGUGGGCUUUGAAAAUAAUUCUGAAAAGGACAGUGUUUUUUAUUUGAUAGGACAGAGAGAAUGGAGGAAGACGUGUAGCAAAUGGUCUCAGGCUGGAAUCAGCCCUGGGCUGCUGCAGAGGCUUGUAGCCUCAUGGGGCGGCAGCUCUACCAGAUGGGCUAUACACAGCCCCCCCAAUAUUUUUUAUAUUCAAUUUUUAUGUGAAUGUUUUUUUUUCUCAUGGGUUUAUGAAAGGGACUUGGCUUAUGUCAAAGCCGGCCUCAGCCCUUUCUCCCCAAGGUACGGUGAGCUCGAUGAGGAGUACUGGGCGGAGGGUCGUGGUUGUGUUCUUGCUUGGUAACUUGAGCUGCUGAGAUCGACUCAUGUUCCACUCACGGUCAGAGGAAAAGAGUCUUGGUCUUACUCUUGGCUCGGGUGCUUCUCCACAUCGUCCAUCAUCGGCUGCAGGUGUUGAAAUAAGAGAAGAAGCUGUCGUCGAUGCGUCCUCUUUCAAUGUCCGGUUUCCUUAGAAUGAAAGUUUAGAGACACAGUGAGACAGUACGCUCUGUGUGGAGUUAAAUGAAGAAGUCAAAGUGUUUUCUAAAUGUUACUGACUGUUGUCUGUGUGUUUCAGCCAUUUGGAUGUUGGUGCUCUGUAGUUGUUGUCUCAUCUGCUUGUUCAUUUUCGCCUGCUGCCUCUCUAUGAGCAGAGCAGAGCGAGCAGAGGCCAAGUUGUUGCGAUGCUGUAGCUCCUCCUCGCGCUUCCUCUCCAAUUCUAUCCUCUACAGACGCACAGUGAACAAACAUGUCAGGAUCUUACAGACUGAUUUUAUAAAUAAAUGAUCAUAAAAAGCA